Molecule: messenger RNA, 2461 nt
Organism: Xenopus laevis (African clawed frog)
Lineage: Eukaryota; Metazoa; Chordata; Amphibia; Anura; Pipidae
Gene: unc93a.2.L
Product: unc-93 homolog A gene 2 L homeolog
Biological process (GO): carbohydrate derivative transport
Cellular component (GO): plasma membrane
Source: RefSeq, marked provisional
GUAGCUCACGAGUGCUAUGCAAAACUUAAACUGGCAAAACAGAUUCACUUACAAUACUGAGUUUGAAGACAGGCGAAAUAGAACUAUUCCUAUAAGAAGGACACUGAGUAUAACGAAAGAACUGAAAUGAAAGAAAUUAAAAAUAUCCUUAUUGUUUCUUUUGGGUUUUUGCUAUUGUUUACAGCUUUUGGGGGACUUCAGAGUUUGCAAAGCAGUCUCAAUUCAGAUGAAGGCUUAGGAGUUGCUUCCCUAAGUGUAAUUUAUGCUGCACUUAUUGUAUCUUCUGUGUUCGUUCCACCUAUUGUUAUUAAGAAGAUAGGCUGCAAAUGGACCAUUGUUGCUUCUAUGUGUUGCUAUAUUACUUAUUCCCUUGGAAACUUCUAUGCCAGCUGGUAUACCCUUAUUCCAACAUCUUUAAUUUUAGGAUUUGGAGGGGCACCAUUGUGGGCUGCAAAAUGCACAUAUUUGACAGAAAGUGGAAAUCGCUAUGCAGAGAAAAAAGGAAAGCUUGCAAAAGAUAUUGUUAAUCAAUACUUUGGCCUUUUCUUUCUGAUAUUCCAAUCAUCUGGUGUGUGGGGAAACCUUAUUUCAUCCUUGAUUUUUGGCCAGAAUUAUCCUGCAGGCUCAAAUGACAGUUUUACUGACUAUUCACAAUGUGGUGCAAAUGACUGUCCAGGUACCAAUUUUGGCAAUGGAACUGGGACAACAAAGCCAACCAAAAGCUUGAUAUAUACUCUUUUAGGAGUUUAUACAGGCAGUGGAGUACUAGCUGUUAUACUUAUCGCUGUUUUCUUGGAUACCAUCAAUUUGAGAACAGAUCAGCUGAAACCUGGAACUAAGGAAGAAUCCUUUUCCAAAAAGAUCUUGGCAACUGUCAGACAUCUUAAAGAUAAACGUCAAUGUCUUCUUAUCCCCUUAACAAUGUACAGUGGAUUUGAACAAGGAUUUCUUUCUGGUGACUAUACAAAAUCAUAUGUUACCUGCAGCCUUGGGAUCCAUUUUGUUGGCUAUGUAAUGAUUUGCUUUGCAGCAACCAACGCAGUUUGUUCGUUGUUGUUCGGACAACUUUCCAAAUAUACAGGAAGGAUAUGUCUUUUUAUUCUGGCUGCUGUAUCUAAUGCUGCAUGCGUAAUCGCACUACUUCUAUGGGAGCCAUAUCCAAAUGAUUUUGCAGUGUUCUUCAUAUUCCCAGCCAUCUGGGGCAUGGCAGAUGCCAUUUGGCAGACACAAACAAAUGCUCUCUAUGGGGUAUUAUUUGAUGAACACAAGGAAGCAGCGUUUGCCAAUUAUCGCCUGUGGGAGUCUUUGGGAUUUGUUAUAGCUUAUGGUUAUAGUACAUUUUUAUGCGUCUCUGUCAAGUUGUACAUUUUACUGGCAGUGCUGUUAAUAGCAAUUGUGUUUUAUGGAUUUGUUGAAUAUCUUGAACAUGUUGAGCACAAAAAAGCAGCAAGCACUACUAUUUCACAAAAUGAGGACGGUAAUUCACUGUGCAAGCAGACAGCUAUGUAGCUGUUUGCUUUGUAUGAAUUCAGUGGCAUAACAUCCAGGCCCUGGACCCUACCAUACCCCAUGUGAAAUUGCAGGCUUCCCUGACACAUGCUUAAUCAAGGGUCACCGGCUAGUGACCUGCAAUUUCUGGUGUGUCAAGGAUGAUCCGUAAUUUUGGGCUGGUAACUUGGGGCUGGUAACAUGUUGGCCAGCGGCCUGCUACCAAGGUAGUUUCACCACUCAAUUAAUUUGUAUCCAACAUUUUAAUUGUAACAUUGCUGAUUGGUAAAAAUAUACUUUCCCUAAAGAUUGCAUAACAAAAAAAUUAAAAAAGUGAGUCAUAGAACAUAGGAUUGUAUUUAGGUAUUAUGCUCUAAUUUAAAAUAAAAGGUUUUUUUUUUUUAACUUAAUUUUAUGCUUAUCUCUUUUGCUGAUCUUAUGUUUUAUUAUUUUAGGUAAAUGUAGGCUCAACAGCUCCAAAGAUCUUUAUGAUACAUAGUGACAUUGGCAAGUAUAGUUUUGCCUGAUUUAACCACCAAUGUAGGGGGUAAGCAUGAGGCUAAUGUAGUUGUUGUUCCCCACAGCAAUGUUCAUAUCAUAACAAGGACCUAUGAAGACCUUUUAUAAGAGGACCACAUAGCACUAUGUAUUAUUAAAGCAGCCGAAUUAAUAUCCGCCCAGCCCUCUUCCAUGUAUCAAUCAUGGAUGCCACUAUUUAGGCCCUAUACACAUUAUAGGCCCAUUAAUCUGCAGACUUGGUCAGGAGUGACAGACAAUGUUAAACCCUGUAUGGUGAGCUUUAAUCCAGCUUGCAACUGAAGUAGUAUGCACUAUACAGAAGAAAUACUGGAUGUAGUAGGAGGGGUUAUUUAAUUUGUGAUGUGUGAAUUAAAUAGGUGUGUACAUUCAAAUAUUUUGUUUUAUUUAGUGGUCAUUUGGGAAGUAUAACGUUUCAUACAGCAUUGCUAUAUUA